Messenger RNA from Trifolium pratense (red clover), 993 nucleotides. RefSeq names its product protein LIGHT-DEPENDENT SHORT HYPOCOTYLS 10-like. The coding region runs from base 135 to 686 and encodes 183 amino acids. Gene Ontology annotation, cellular component: nucleus. The transcript has 2 exons. The record is from RefSeq and is a predicted model, not a curated record. Gene Ontology annotation, biological process: mRNA transcription; response to light stimulus. Lineage: Eukaryota; Viridiplantae; Streptophyta; Magnoliopsida; Fabales; Fabaceae.
UUUCCACUACACUCACAAAUUCUUUCACCACCUCCAUUAUACCUCUCCUUCCCACGACAUCUAUUAAUCUCAACUUUCACCCUCAUAUCACAAACUAAUAAUUAAUUAAUUAUUAAUUACACUAUUUACUUACCAUGUCCAGUUCAAUGCAAAACGGUACCGUUCAAGGCUCAUCUUCAUCGUCACGGCCCAACGGCGCCGAUCAACAACCAACUGUGGUAGCUCCGUUGAGCCGUUACGAGUCACAGAAGAAACGUGAUUGGAACACUUUUGGUCAAUACUUAAGGAACCAAACACCACCAGUUUCUUUGUCUCAGUGCAACUUCAACCAUGUGCUUGAGUUUCUACGUUACUUAGAUCAAUUUGGAAAAACUAAGGUUCACUUGCACGGUUGCAUCUUUUUCGGACAACCCGAUCCACCGGCACCUUGCACUUGUCCUUUGAGACAAGCUUGGGGAAGUCUUGAUGCACUCAUCGGACGGCUUAGAGCCGCUUACGAAGAACAUGGUGGAUCGCCGGAGAAUAACCCAUUUGGAACCGGAGCUAUUCGUGUUUACCUUCGUGAAGUUAAGGAGUGUCAAUCAAAGGCUAGAGGGAUUCCAUACACAAAGAAAAAGAAGAAGAGAAGUCAAAUUAAGGGAACUCACAAUAAUACUUCCAAGUCCUUCAAGCAAUUAGCUUCUUGAGAUUCAUGGGCUACAAGAAUGACUUACUAGGAUUGGGAAUGUAACUUGCCAAGGAGAACUACAAGUAUCAUCUGCACUUCAUCUGCUGAAAAUUAAUCACAAGAAAAUAUUGAUGGAUCCCAAUUUGUAAAACAGAACAUCAAAAUAAUCUUUUUGAAGCAAGUUAAUUUGUUCUGAGUAAGUCUUAUAUAUAUAUAUAUAUAUAUAUAUAUAUAUGUAUAACAACCUUGUAAGUUUAUCACAUAUUAGACCUCAUCUUCAAAUUAGCUAGCUAGAAAUGGUAAGAAUGCUGCUUAUAGUUUUACAG